AUGAACAUGGGUGUGGCCAAGAGGGCAUACGUGGCAUUCCUUGCAGGCAAUGGAGACUACAUCAAAGGCGUGGUAGGCCUUGCCAAGGGCCUCCGCAAGACCAACACUCCUUACCCUCUCGUGGUCGCCGUCCUACCGGAUGUCCCCGACGACCACCGUCGCAUUCUUCGCUCUCAAGGAUGCAUCGUCCGGGAGAUUGAGCCUGUCUAUCCGCCUGAAAACGAAACCAAAUUUUCCAUGGCAUAUUAUGUCAUCAACUACUCUAAGCUUCGCAUUUGGGAGUUUGAAGAGUAUGAGAAGAUGGUGUACUUGGAUGGAGACAUACAAGUGUUUGACAACAUUGAUCACCUAUUUGACUCGCCAAAUGGCUACUUCUAUGCUGUGAUGGAUUGCUUUUGUGAGAAGACAUGGAGUCACUCUCCUCAAUACAAGAUUGGCUACUGCCAGCAGUGCCCCCAGAAGGUGGAGUGGCCCGCCACGAUGGGGUCACCGCCGCCGUUGUACUUCAACGCCGGCAUGUGCGUCUUCGAGCCUAACCUUGUCACUUACUCUAACCUCUUGGAAGCCCUCAAAGUCACCCUUCCCACUUCCUUUGCCGAGCAGGACUUUCUGAACAUGUUCUUCAAGGAUGUGUACAAGCCUAUUCCAAAUGUUUACAACCUCGUUCUGGCCAUGCUGUGGCGUCACCCCGAGAACGUGGACAUUGACAAGGUCAAGGUUGUCCACUAUUGUGCCGCGGGAUCAAAGCCAUGGAGGUACACGGGAGAGGAAGAGAACAUGGAGAGAGAAGACAUAAAGAUGUUGGUGAAGAAGUGGUGGGAAAUAUAUGAGGACAAAUCCUUGGACUACGAGAAUGCUACUAAGAAUAUUAUUGUGGAGGACGAGGAUCACUGUGUUGCUACUAAGCUUGGACCCUUUGUUGCUGCUUUAGCAGAGACUGGAAUUCAGCAGCUCACUAGUGCACCAUCUGCCGCUUAA
Molecule: messenger RNA, 978 nt
Organism: Morus notabilis
Lineage: Eukaryota; Viridiplantae; Streptophyta; Magnoliopsida; Rosales; Moraceae
Product: galactinol synthase 2
Exons: 4
Coding region: 1-978 (325 amino acids)
Molecular function (GO): glycosyltransferase activity
Source: RefSeq, a predicted model, not a curated record